This is a messenger RNA of Talaromyces amestolkiae, 1869 nucleotides long. RefSeq lists its product as uncharacterized. Gene Ontology annotation, biological process: termination of RNA polymerase II transcription. The record is from RefSeq and is a predicted model, not a curated record. The transcript has 5 exons. Gene Ontology annotation, cellular component: mRNA cleavage factor complex; cytoplasm. Gene Ontology annotation, molecular function: mRNA binding; phosphatidylinositol binding; RNA polymerase II complex binding. NCBI's taxonomy places the organism in Eukaryota, Fungi, Ascomycota, Eurotiomycetes, Eurotiales, Trichocomaceae. The coding region runs from base 1 to 1869 and encodes 622 amino acids.
AUGUCGUCGGGACUCCCUUCCGACGAAGUCGCGGAGGACUACAAGAACUCAUUAGAAGAUUUAACGACAAAUGACAAGUUCCAGAUCAGCAAUUUGACCGUCAUAGCUAAGGAGAACACAGAACACGCCAUGGCAAUAUCACGAGUCUUGGAGAAUCAUAUUCGAACAACACCGCCAUCUCAAAAACUACCUGCUCUGUACGUAGUCGACAGUGUUGUGAAGAAUGUAGGAACACCCUACACUCUCUUCUUGGGCCGGAAUCUUUACCAGACCUUUAUGAACGCAUACACUUUGGUCGACCAGCAAACGCGAAGAAAGUUGGAUGAGAUGCUCAAGACUUGGAAGGAGCCUGUUCCUGGUUCUUUAGACCCUCGACCUGUGUUUCCGGUGGAUAUUACUCGCGGCAUCGAGAAUGCGCUAAUAAAAGCCAGAACUGCUGCACUACAACAACAGCAACGACACCAACCACAAGAUGUGCUUGCCCGAGGUCGGAAUUCUGCAACACCUCCGUCUUGGACACAUACCCCUACUCCUCCACAGGGUGUACAGCACAGAUAUCCAGCAGGUUCCCAAGCAGGACAUCCGCAAGGACAUGGAUCGGAGUCACAUACCCCUCAGCAGGGCCAAAACGUAGACCUUGCGACACUUCAUCGUGAUAUAGAAAACCUGAUUGGCACUGCACGAGCAGAGUUUGCUGCCAAUCCUUUCGAUGUUUCGAUUCAACAGCGUCUGAAAGCAUUGUUAGAUCUUCAAGCAAUUCUGCAACGUCAGCAACUCUCUCCAGACCAACUCAAGCUUGUCAGAGAUCAAGUCUCGGCUUUAGCUCCACCGAAACCUGUAGCAGCUCAACCAUUUCCUCAUCCAAAUCUAUCUAUCCCGAAUAUAUCGACGCCGCCGACUCAACCAGUCCCACAAGCCACACCUCAGCCUAAUCUAGCAGCUUUACUAAACCCGAACACGCUUGCCAGUUUGAUUCAGGCAACAGCAAACCGCCAGCAAUCAACUCCUCCGCCAGCUGUUGGCGGUAUGGUUCCCCAGGUUCAACCAUCCGCUGUUCCCCAGCCUACCGCAACCCCAGUAGGUGACAAUCCUCUCAUUGCCUCACUCAGAGCACGGGGACUUCUUCCUCCCGUAUCCAGCACGGGAACGCCUCCAACGGGGACUUCCUUUAGUCUCCCUUUGCUUGUUCCCGGACAGACUCCGCCAGCAUCGGUUUCUACACCGCAAAGUGCGACAGACAUAACGAUCAAUGUUCAUAUGAGCACAGCUUCUAUUAAAAUUCCUCGCCCAGUUCUGAUAAAUAGUCUCUACGAUGCAAAAAGCAACCGCUGCGGCACUUGUGGACGACGGUUUACUAAUACAGAAGAAGGCAAACAGAAAAAGGCUCGACAUUUAGAUUGGCAUUUCAAAACCAACCAACGUAUGACGGACUCCAUCAAACGAGGACAGAAUCGGAGUUGGUAUGUCGAUGAAAGGGACUGGAUCAAAUCACGCGAAUUCGACGACGACAGCGGUGUAACAGGGACCGGAGCUGGUGGCAGUGGCACCGCUGCCGAGGAAGAAGCCGCAAAGAAGCAACCACAAAAGCAAUGGAUCCGCGCCCCAAAUGAUGUUACGCUACGAAACGCACCAUGUCCAAUUUGUCAGGAAAAGUUUGAGUCGACGUGGUCAGAAGACGUGCAGGACUGGAUUUGGCAGGAUGCACUCAAAGUAGGGAAUCGUGUUUAUCAUGCUAGUUGUUACGCGGAAGUUACCAAGGAUGGUCCUGCUGCUCGUGCAGGGACUCCUUCGGUGCGUACAGGUACACCGGACUCUGUGUUAGGGAAGAGAAAGGCUGAGGUGAUUGCCGUCGUUCAAGUUGGAGCUUAA